Lutra lutra (Eurasian river otter) is the source of this 2323-nucleotide messenger RNA. It is a transcript of the gene MMP19, whose product is annotated as matrix metallopeptidase 19. Lineage: Eukaryota; Metazoa; Chordata; Mammalia; Carnivora; Mustelidae. Gene Ontology annotation, biological process: extracellular matrix organization; proteolysis; collagen catabolic process. Gene Ontology annotation, molecular function: zinc ion binding; metalloendopeptidase activity. The transcript has 9 exons. The coding region runs from base 119 to 1792 and encodes 557 amino acids. Gene Ontology annotation, cellular component: extracellular matrix. The record is from RefSeq and is a predicted model, not a curated record.
UGGAGAGUGGCAAGAACUGGAGGCAGGAGGUCCCCCGACCCAAUCUGCUCCCCCAAAUUCCCAGAGAUCUCAGGGCAGAAGGCCCAGACAGCCUUUGGAGUUGUUGCCUGGUUCGACCAUGGACUGGCAGUGGCUGUGGCUGGUUUUAUUACUCCCUAUGACAGUCUCAGGCCGGGCCCUGGGGCCUGCAGGGAAAGAGACAGCAGUGGAUUACCUGUUACAAUAUGGGUACCUGCAGAAGCCUCUAGAAGGAUCUGAUGACUUCAGGCCAGAAGAUAUUAUGGAGGCUCUGAGAGCUUUUCAGGAAGCAUCUGAGCUGCCAGUCUCAGGUCAGCUGGAUGAUGCCACAAGGGCCCGCAUGGGGCAGCCCCGUUGUGGCCUGGAGGACCCCUUCAAUCAGAAGACCCUUAAAUACCUCCUGCUGGGCCGCUGGAGAAAGAAGCACCUGACCUUCCGCAUCUUGAACCUGCCUUCCACCCUCCCGCCCCACACAGCCCGGGCUGCCCUGCUUCAAGCCUUCCAGUACUGGAGCAAUGUGGCCCCCCUGACCUUCCGGGAGGUGCAGGCUGGCUUCGCUGACAUCCGCCUCUCCUUCCAUGGCCGUCAGACACCAUACUGCUCCAAUUCCUUUGAUGGGCCUGGGAGGGUCCUGGCCCAUGCUGACAUCCCAGAGCUGGGCAGUGUGCACUUUGAUGAAGAUGAACUCUGGACUGAGAGGACUUACCGGGGGGUGAAUCUGCGCAUCAUUGCAGCCCACGAACUGGGCCAUGCCCUGGGGCUUGGGCACUCUCGAUAUACCCAGGCCCUCAUGGCCCCUGUCUAUGCUGGCUACCGGCCCCACUUCAAGCUGCACGCAGAUGAUGUAGCAGGGAUUCAGGCUCUCUACGGGAAGAAGAACCCAGAGAUAGAAGAUGAGGAAGAAGAGAUGGAGCUCCCCACUAUACCACAUGUACCCACAGAACCCAGUCCCAUGCCAGACCCCUGCAGUGGUGAACUGGAUGCCAUGAUGUUGGGGCCCCGCGGGAAGACUUAUGCCUUCAAGGGAAACUACGUGUGGACGGUGACCGAUUCAGGGCUGGGUCCCUUGUUCCAAGUGUCUGCCCUUUGGGAGGGGCUCCCAGGAAACCUAGAUGCUGCUGUCUACUCUCCUCGAACACAAUGGAUUCACUUCUUUAAGGGAGACAAGGUGUGGCGCUAUAUUAAUUUCAAGAUGUCUCCUGGCUUCCCCAAGAAGCUGAACAGGGUAGAACCCAACCUGGAUGCAGCUCUCUAUUGGCCUUUCAACCAAAAGGUGUUCCUCUUUAAGGGCUCCGGGUAUUGGCAGUGGGACGAGCUGGCCCGAACUGACUUCAGCCACUACCCUAAACCAAUCAAAGGCUUGUUUACGGGAGCGCCAAACCAGCCCUCUGCUGCUAUGAGCUGGCGGGAUGGCCAGGUCUAUUUCUUCAAGGGUAAACAAUACUGGCGCCUCAACAGGCAGCUACGAGGAGAGAAAGGCUAUCCCAGAGAUACUGCCCGCCACUGGAUGCACUGUCAUCCCCAGACCUCAGUCCCCACUCUGUCAGGUUUAGAUGCCACUUCUUUAUCCUCAGGUACUGACCACUCUGCCAUAGGAACCACCUUGGGUUCCACUUCCUCAGCCAUAGGUACCACCUUGAACACUGACCACCCACCCAGAGAUCCUAUCUUGGACAUUAGCCCCUCAGCCACAGGCUCCCCCACCCUUCCAUUUCCUGGUAAUGUCACCAGCCCUGCCCGGAGGCCUGAGAGGAGUCAAAUGUCGGUUCCCUAGGCUGCGGGGCUGCAGCAGGGGGAUGAACAAUAGACUUCAGGGCUUGAAAGGUCCCAGCUCCAGCCACCACUCCUCUGUGCUCUUGCCCUCCUGGGCAGUGACUCCCUAACUCUGGGUCAGCUCCCAACUUUAUACAUUCCUUCGCUCAUCCUACAUAGCUCCUUCCAACUGUGUUAUCUACUGUCUGGAAGACAGCAGUAGAAGGAAGGCAUCCCUCAGGACCUUGGCUGACAGGUGGCAACAGCUGGGAAGCUAAAUGCCUGGGUCCCAUUCUUCCCAGACAAAGUGCAAGAAAAUGGCAUGGCCAGUAAAAUGAGCAAGGGCUUUGGAAUCCUUUAAGAAUCACAUUUAUUUGCUUAUGACUUUGGGCAAGUUAAUUAACCUCAUUGAGCCUCAGAUUCCCCAUCUGUUCAAUAAGGUUAAUACAGGUCCCUCAGGGUGUUUGCAUUAAAUGAAAUACUUUUUGUGAAGUGCAGGGCACAAUGUCUGGCACAUUUGUGCUUAAUAAAGGCUAACUCCAUGUUUGUUAAA